CGUAUUAAAGUCUGAGAAAUUAUUGGAGUAUUUAUUUGACACUCUUUUUCAGUUAAAAUUGAGUCAAUUUUAACUCUGAAAACAGAGUUAUUGCUUCUUCCUCUCUGCAAUCUGCCUAACUAAGCAUUUAUUGAAUUUCUCUUUAAUAAAACUAUACAAGAAGAAGAAAAACUCUACUUUUUUAGAUGGGAGAUUCUACGAAUUUUGCAGCAAAACAUCCUGUUUCUAUCAAUAUAACUGAAUCCAAGCUUUUUGACGACGAUGGGCGUAUCAAAAGAAGUGGAAGUGUUUGGACUGCAAGUGCUCAUAUCAUAACUGCUGUGAUUGGUUCAGGCGUUUUAUCUUUGGCUUGGGCUGUAGCUCAACUUGGUUGGAUUGCUGGUCCUAUUGUUAUGCUUUUAUUCUCUUUUGUUACUUAUUACACCUCUUCUCUGCUCUCCGAUUGUUACCGCUCCGGCGACCCACUUUUCGGCAAGAGAAACUAUACUUACAUGGAUGUUGUACAAGCAAAUCUCAGUGGCUUACAGGUAAAGAUUUGUGGAUGGAUUCAGUAUGUGAAUCUGUUUGGAGUUGCUAUUGGGUACACAAUUGCUUCUUCAAUUAGCCUGAUGGCUGUUAAAAGGUCAGAUUGUUUUCAUAAACAUGGUCAUAAAGCACCUUGUUUACAACCAAAUACUCCAUAUAUGAUCAUAUUUGGAGUAAUAGAAAUCAUCUUCUCACAAAUACCAGAUUUUGAUCAAAUUUGGUGGCUUUCAAUUGUUGCUGCUGUAAUGUCUUUCACUUACUCCACCAUCGGCUUAGGUUUAGGCAUUGCUCAUGUAGCAGAAACUGGAAAAAUUGGUGGGAGUUUAACUGGAGUGAGCAUUGGAACUGUGACUGAAAUGCAAAAAGUUUGGAGAACUUUUCAAGCACUUGGAGCUAUUGCUUUUGCUUAUUCUUACUCCCUCAUCCUUAUCGAGAUUCAGGAUACAAUCAAAUCCCCACCCUCAGAAGCCAAGACAAUGAAAAAUGCAACUAUAAUUAGUGUAUCAGUAACAACAGUUUUCUACAUGCUAUGUGGUUGUUUUGGCUAUGCAGCAUUUGGAGACCAUGCUCCUGACAAUUUACUAACUGGUUUUGGAUUUUACGACCCUUAUUGGCUACUAGAUAUAGCCAACAUAGCCAUCUUCGUUCAUCUUGUAGGUGCAUACCAGGUUUACUGCCAACCCCUUUUUGCUUUCAUUGAAAAAACAGCAGCAGAAUGGUACCCUAACAGUAAAAUCAUCACCAAGAAUAUUAGUGUGCCAAUCCCUGGCUUUAAAUCGUACAACAUUUACCUAUUCAGACUAGUUUGGAGGACGAUCUUUGUUAUCAUAUCCACUAUCAUCUCUAUGUUGUUGCCAUUCUUCAGCGACAUCGUUGGAAUACUUGGAGCAUUUGGAUUUUGGCCGUUGACUGUUUAUUAUCCAGUGGAAAUAUACAUUGUGCAAAAGAAGAUACCAAAAUGGAGUAGAAAAUGGUUUGGUCUUCAAAUUCUGAGUGUUACUUGUCUUAUUGUCUCAAUUGCUGCAGCUGUUGGUUCUUUUGCUGGUGUUGUAUCUGAUCUUAAAGUUUACAAGCCUUUCAAAUUUACUUAGUAAUAAUGAUUUUGGUUUUUAUUUUAGGAAAAGAGAGGCUUCAAUUGUUGUUGUUGAUGUGAAAUCUGAAAAUGUAGCCAAUUAUAUCUCC
This is a messenger RNA of Solanum lycopersicum (tomato), 1707 nucleotides long. It is a transcript of the gene AAP3, whose product is annotated as amino acid transporter. Gene Ontology annotation, cellular component: membrane. The record is from RefSeq and is marked provisional. Lineage: Eukaryota; Viridiplantae; Streptophyta; Magnoliopsida; Solanales; Solanaceae. Gene Ontology annotation, molecular function: amino acid transmembrane transporter activity. Gene Ontology annotation, biological process: amino acid transmembrane transport.